Passer domesticus (house sparrow) is the source of this 2609-nucleotide messenger RNA. RefSeq lists its product as uncharacterized. The coding region runs from base 1232 to 1861 and encodes 209 amino acids. Lineage: Eukaryota; Metazoa; Chordata; Aves; Passeriformes; Passeridae. The record is from RefSeq and is a predicted model, not a curated record. The transcript is spliced from 6 exons.
UUCUCUACACAUUUGGACAAAUUCAGGGCUUAGAGUUGUGAUUAACCCAUUUUCCUGUAGAAGUCACAGGAACAUCAAUAUACUUCCACACCAGUCUUCAUUCUAAAGGCCUGCACAGUGUUAGAGAAUAGAACAGAACAGAGUUAGAGCAAUAUAGCAAAAAAUCUUUUAUUAAGGAGAUAAGUCUCAGACAUAAUCAGGAGAGCAUCCAUAAAUACCAACAGGGUUGCUUAACACUUUCUGCAAUUCAAUUCUUUAGUUUUUUGUGUUACUUUGAGAGAAAUGCAAGUUUUCAUGAUCGAUGCUUUCAGGAGCUUCACAAUUUUUACACAGAGAUCACUACUGCCAAACUAUUCUGGAAUGGGAAUAUAUUUGGGUUUCUUGCUCAGUAUUCCAAAGGAGCUGUUAAGCUGUCUGUUUUUCUUGUGGAAGAAGAGCUAGAGAAAUCUAGUUUCCCAUGGAUGUUUGUACUGACAGUGUUCCCAAAUGCUGCCCACAGUAGCCCUUAAGAAAAUACACAACCAUUUGCUGCUAUUUGGAUGUUUACAUAUUGUCUCAAAUUGUUCAAAUUGGUGUUAACAUUUAAAAAUAAAGUAUAUGGUCUUGCUCACUCCAUCUGUGUUGCACUUGGAAGUAAAUCCUGGUAUAUUCAGAGUAAGGUGACUUGUCUGGCACAUUCACAGCUUCACAUAAUAAAUAUGAAAGAUUUGUGAUAUUAGAGCAUAGUAAUGAAAACAAGUGAGUGCUCAGUUAGGAAGCCAUCUGUGCUCAAAAUGUAUAUGCUUUGUACUUGUGUGUUGCUAAACAAUGAAAUUCCCUAGACAAGAUUUUAUAAGCAGCAGGCUAUGAGGCAUUAUAAUCCCUCCAAUUUGUACCUGCUUUUCUUUAAGGAAGAGGCAAAAUGUAUCUAUUCAGGUUAACUUUUAUUCAUUCCACUCAGCCUGGCUGACAUUUGUUUUGUGGCUAGGAAAUAGAGCACAGGUUCCCACUUGACUGUUAGUUACUGUUCCUAACUGUAGCUACUGGAGUAGCUGACAUUAAAAACAGUUACUAGUACAUGUUUUAUAUUGGUGUUUUUAAAAAAUAAAAGAGUGCUGUAUUACAGGAAAAUAAAAUAGCAGACAGACUACCCACAGCUACCUCCUCUGGCAUGUGCAGGAGAACAUGAGAUAGCAGCUCACUUCUGUUAAGGCAGCCAUCUGCUCCGGAGGAUGGGUUGAUCCUGGAGAACAUGCACGACGUGCCGUACACGGUGCGCCCGGGCCCGGAGGUCACCGCAGCCAUGGCAGUGCUCGGUGCUGCCGUGAGACACAGCUGUCCCCGUGUCCCUCUGGGGGUCCAGGUGCUGUGUGCUGCCAACCAGCAGGCAAUAGCCAUUGCUCUGGCUGCAGGUCUUGAUUUCAUCCGGGCUGAAGGGUUUGUGUUUUCUCACGUGGCUGAUGAAGGGUUUAUAAAUGCCUGUGCAGGUGACCUGCUACGAUACAGAAAACACAUUGGAGCAGACAACAUUCAGAUUUUUGCUGAUAUUAAAAAGAAGCAUAGUGCUCACGCCCUGACGGCCGACGUCGGCGUGGCGCAGACGGCGGGCGCGGCGCAGCUGUUCCUGGCUGACGGCGUGGUGCUGACUGGCACGGCCACCGGGCACCCCGCGGACCCCCGGCAGCUGCGAGAGGUUAAGCAUGCUGUGAAGAUUCCUGUGCUGGUUGGGUCCGGAGUGACUCUGGAGAAUGUGAGGGAUUACUUGGAUGCAGAUGCUCUGAUAAUUGGUUCCUAUUUCAAGAAAGAAGGCUAUUGGGCAAAUGCUGUUGAUCCUGACCGAGUCAAGAAAUUCAUGGAACACAUAAGUAAACUGAGGGAAUGAGUUUGUCAGCAAACACUGUCUGUUUGUGUUUGUUUGUAGAAAUGCAGUGUGGUAUUCCUACAGAAUUGAAGCACAAAUGUGUGGCCGAAUAGCAAAUAAUACCAAAUAAAAAUGCACAUCAUCUCCAUAACUAGCUGGGAAGCUUGGUGACAUACUUCACAAUGACCUGGUGCUCUGAUGAUUGCUUCUAGGCAGCACAUUUCUGUGGUGCUCAAAGCUACCAUCAAUGCAAAGCCAACUCUGAAGUCUUGUGUGAGAUAUUCUCUCCUGUAAGUUAAACAAGUUUAAGAAUUUUUAGAAAAUGUUCAUCACAGGUGAGCUGAGUUCUGUUUUGCCUUUAAGUACAAUAGGAUGCCCUAAGUUUACAGGUAAAAGUGUUGUAAAUUGGACAAGUUAAUUAGCCUUUCAGUUUCCCCAUCUGUAAAAUGAUGAUAAUAGCACCUACAUCACACAGGGGCCAUAAGACAUAAUGAAGGAAAGAAUGUACAGCACUUUCAUCUCUCCAAAUUAAGGGCUCUUUUAAAGUUCAAGAUCAUUAUUUUUUCAUUAGAAUUGUGCAUUUAUACAAUUGCUACAUUUUUUGUAAUACCACACAAAAAUUUAAGAUAAUUGGGGUAUUGAUUUACUUACAAUACUUAUUAGAGAAAAAAUGUAAAUAUUUAAUUACAUUUUAAGUAGAUUUGGAAUGUAGUCAAAAUGCUUUUGCAAAAACUGGAAAUUUUAAUAAAGGUUUAUUAUUUUUCAGCAA